Molecule: messenger RNA, 24270 nt
Organism: Bacillus rossius redtenbacheri
Lineage: Eukaryota; Metazoa; Arthropoda; Insecta; Phasmatodea; Bacillidae
Exons: 10
Coding region: 955-6666 (1903 amino acids)
Biological process (GO): regulation of transcription by RNA polymerase II
Cellular component (GO): nucleus
Molecular function (GO): RNA polymerase II transcription regulatory region sequence-specific DNA binding; DNA-binding transcription factor activity, RNA polymerase II-specific
Source: RefSeq, a predicted model, not a curated record
AAAGUAUAUUACUCAGGCGAUGUGUAACGUGUGAAUAUUUUAAUUAAAAAAUUUUCAGGUCAAGUUAACAAUAUUUUUUUUUGUUAUUACGACUUUUUUCUCCUUUUUCGUUAAACCGUUGUUUUGAAUGGAAGACCUAGGGCCUAUAAAUGUCGACAGCAAGGGCAAUGAUAAAUAUUAUUGUACAAGCUACGUGUAAGUAAGGGUAUUUGAAGGUUGUAGACCGGUAGUUGAAUAUUAGCAAUAAUUGUCGUGUUUUGGAAACCACCAACCCAAGAUGAUCAGUUGAAACGAAAAGUCAUUUACCUCAUUUGGAGAGGAAAUGUUCACAAUGGAGAAAUCAAAAUGGCAACAAAUAUAUUUCGAUUUACAUAGCAAUUUCUCAGGGGCAAAAACCAAUAAAUAUUUUUUCACUACUGUAAGAAAAUAUUUAUUUUAUACAACAUGUAGACAUUUUGGUCUACCAUAGGAAUGUAUUAAACUAUUUUUUCCCUGCAAGUUAGAACAACUGUAGUACAAGUAAGUAACGGGUUAUGCCUUACAUUUUUCAUACUGUAUCAAAUUUAUGUUGAAAUAGGAACAGGAAUACUUUAUAUUUAUCUACAAAUAUAUUUGUAAAUACAUAAAUUUUCGUAUAUUCACAAUUGCAGCACAACAUAUAUUAAUUUUUUCAAAAUAGUAUACUGUACAAAGACAUUGUCAUGUUUUAACAAUAGUUUAGCUAGCUGGUUUUGUUGUGAUCUAUGUAACAUACCAAAGAAAUAAACCCCAUUAUAUAUAUGAAACAAAAAGCAUUAAUCAUGUGACUUGUUGAAGACAUGCACUUUGAAAAUUGAUUCUAGCAUGUAAAGGAAGAAUUGAGUUGCAUUACAAGAAUAAAUCAAUCGUCCACUGAUAGUUCGUCCAAUCAAGUAAGGAAACAAUAUAGUUAUUAAAGUCCAUCUUUGAUUAAGAAUGAAUCAGAAUGAGGGAAACAACCCAAAUCUGGAGAAAGCAAGUUUCCCCCUGUACCAUUUGAAGAAAAGCAAAAUGGUGCGUGUAGCUGGCAGACAGCCAGAACAUGCCCAGGUAGCAAGUGAAGGGGCGGAUCAGUUAGAGCUUGUGGGGAGUAGCAGUGAGUUAGUUAGUGAUAGAGAGAGGGAGAGUAGUGCAAGGGAUGUUGUUUCUGGCUUAGCAUCAGCACCGUCAAGUGGAGAUGCACUCAUCAACCCUCUGCUCUCUAUGGGCUUCCAUUUGCCACAGUUGGCACGUAUGAUGAAACAGCAACAGCAGCAGAACCAAUCCCUAUCCUCCUCCAACCCAUCAUCUGUGAUCAAUACGGUCCUGUUUCCUCAAUCGCUCUCCUCUGUUGCUUCAGACAAGUGGCCGACGGGGCGACCACCGGCUACCACUUCACAAGAUGGUGUUCAAAAAGGAACGAUAAUGAGUGCAUCUGGGGUGUAUCGGUCUGCAUCUGCAGUCAUGGUUUCCGGGAAGGAUGGCCAGGGGCCUACUUCAUCGGCGGUUGGGAAAACCUUUGGUUGUCACUUGUGCAAAGACUGGUUUUUUUCUCGAGAGAAGUUCAUCAUGCAUUUGGUGAUGAACCACAAGAUGCUGCAGUGUCGCUUUUGCUCGGAUUUGUUUGAGACGUCUGACAUGCGUGAAACUCACGAGGCCAUGAAUCAUCUUCCUUUGGAAUGUGAUGCCUGCAAGUGUGUGUGUCCAUCGCGGGAAGAGCUUGCAGAACAUUAUGAAGACAGGCAUAACAUGUGUACAUGCCAGUUUUGUGGUGUUGUGUUGAAUCCAAAGUCAUAUUACAAUACUCACGCUCGUAAAAAACAUUUUGUUACUUGUGAUGAUGCAUUAAAAAAUAAUAAAGUACGGAUUGUUAAAAAGUGGAGUAACGAGACUUCAGUAUGGACAUUUGUUUGCUAUCUUUGUGAUAAAGAAAGGAAGAAGGUGGAAACAUUUGGGCAUUUUUUUUCAUACCACCGUUGUUCUUUGAUUUGUCUCUUAGAUUUGUUGGCCACAGAAAAUAUGGUGUUUUCCGUGCAAGGGACUCCAGCUUCAUCAUCGUUAAAUUUACAGUCUUUACAGCUGGAGUCCCCUGUAGAAGACACUGCCAACACUAAUGCCUCACAUAACUCUGUGUCAUCUACUAGUGGAAAUGAUUCUCACCCAGAGAGUUCAUUAUGCUCUAUUUGUACAGUUCCCUUCUCAGCUCAAGUGCCAAAAUCUGCUCAUGACUUCUUUUGCCAAGGGUAUAUACUAUGUAAAUUUUGUAAUGAAACAUUUUCCAGUAAAGCAGUAAGAAGCAGUCACAUUUCCAGCAAUCAUGCAAAUUUUUCUUGCGUAGUUGGCUGUCCUGAAGAAAUUGUUUUCCCAACAGAGGCUGACCUUGAAGAGCAUUAUCAGGAUCAGCACGAAAUCAAAGAAUGCCCUUAUUGCCAAGCUCUUGUAUCAACAAGUGAGAACAAAUUCCAAGAUCACCUAAGGUCGGUACAUGUUCUCACUGACAAUAGUGUUUCAUCUAAUGGCUUUGUAAGCAAUACUGAUCAUUUAAACUUUUUAUUUAAAGUAGUCAGGAAAGGUAACUGUCUGGCAGUAGUGUGUUGCCUCUGCUACUCAGACUUGACUUCAUUGGCAAAAAAUAUUAUUAAUUUGUUCAAACAUUUUCACUAUCACAAAAUUAUUGUUCAGUCAGCUGUGCAUCUAAUGGAAAUUGACGCUCUAAUGUAUGUGAAGAAUACCUCUGUCGAUGAUCAGGAAAUUAAUUUUGUGGGGGUAGAUGAGCAUGCAACAGCAUGGGGAGAGUUGGUUAAAUGUCUGGGGAGUCCUGAGCAAAGUACUAGUGCAAAAAAUUCAAGGCCAGCAAAUGAACCAGAAAGGGAUGAUGAUAAUAAUGAAGAACAAAACAAGGUACCCUGUAGUUCUCAGCUUAAAGGAAAAGGCAAAAAAGGUAGUAAGUCAUCAAAAGACUCUGAAUUAGAGGAAUCAAAACCAGACACAUUAGAUAGUAAUCAAGGUCAGACAGACUCUCUUAGUGAUGCAAGCUCAGAUGACGAUUCUCUGACUGGAUCUGAUGCAGAAAAUGAGCAAGGGGAGUUCAGUGACUGUGGUAUAGUUACAGACCUGGCAAACGAACCUAUCGAGGCAGAAAUUGACCCCUCAGAGGUGGAAUGUGUGAUAAAUGAGACAAGUGAUGAGGAGAUGGGUGGUGAUGAUGAAACACAAGAGGGGAGUGGGUUCCUCUCAGAGCUGCAAGUAAAACAGGAAGGACUUGAUGCUGUGUUAGACAGUUUGGUUAAUGAAGCAAAUUCUCAGUCUAUGUCUCAGCCCUUGGAAUUGGCAUUGGAAGAACACAUGAAGCAGAUCUUCGACAACAGCAAAACAGAUACUAGUGGUCCUCGUACACUCAAUGGUGAAAGUUGGACAGGUCCCAGUGCUAACCUUCCUGGUGGAGAAGUUAAACAAGAACCCCAAGACGUGUUGGAAGAUGCUCUAGUGCUAUCUGGAAAUGAAAUUACAACAUUAAACAAAAAUGGGAAAAUUCAGAGGAAGAAAUUCACCUGUGAUAUUUGUUUGCGAAAUUUUAUGUUGGAAACAGACUUGUCUCAACAUCUUGGCAGUGUUCAUAACUUUUCCAUCAUGCCGUUUGCGGACAAAAACAAGUUCAAAUGCAUAGAAAGUUGCGGAAAAGUGUUCAUUUCCAAAACGUCUUUGGAUGUUCACAAAAUGGAAGCGCACAAUAAUGCCAAAGUCUGUACUCUAUCAUUCCAAUGCCCGUUUUGCAGCAUUCGCUCACAAACCAAAGUGUCUAUCAGGCAGCAUGUGUUCAGUUGCCAUGGCAGCAUACUCGUGCAGAGUCCACCGUGCAAACCUCUGGCGUACCGCUGCCGCUGCUGCAGCGAGGAGUUUUGGAAAGUGGAGGACCGCAACAAGCACCAGUUGGCUGAGCAUUCCGACACCAUUGAUAGUUUCUUCAAGUGCUACAUUUGUUUCCAGUCCUUUACCAGCAAGGUAUGCUUGAACAGACACAUGCGUUCAUCUCACGAAGGUCAGCUUGUUUACCCAUAUGUGUCGUAUAAGUGCAAAUUGUGCCUUGUUAUGUACCCUGCGAUUCCUCGUCUAAGAAAGCAUUUUCAGGACUCGCAUCCUGCAGCACUUAUUUACUUAUGUAGACAUUGCAAUCUCACGCUGAAGACCAAGAAAACACUUAAAACGCACAUUAAGAAUGUCCACUCGGAGUCUCGUCGUCGGGAAUGUAGCCUUUGUGGAAAAGUUCUCUGGAGCAAACGAGCAUAUGCUAUUCACUUCAGAAUGAAGCAUAGUGCUGUAUCAAAAGUGGGUUUUCGCUGUCGUCUAUGCCAGAGCAAGUUUGAUUCCAAAGAUGAAAGGAAGUUACACUACCAGUUGGAUCAUGAAGGAGAAAGUCCAUACCGCUGCUCUCAGUGUGGUAAAGGGUUUGCUUCCAAAUCCGGGAUGUACGGCCAUAGACAGCUCCACACUGGUUCAGGAGAGAGCACUUGUGGCUACUGUGGCAAGGCCUUUAAACGCAAGGACAGUUACAAUGAACACCUCUUGAUCCACAAUGGACCACGCCACAAGUGUCCUCAUUGCCCUAAGGAGUUUGUGCAGCGAUCUAAUCUCGUACGACAUAUCCGAAUCCAUACAGGAGAAAAGCCUUACAAGUGCCUUUACUGUGACAAGUGUUUCUCCGACAAGGGAGCAUGCAACUCUCAUAUACGUGUGCACACAGGGGAGGAGAAUUGUGCCUGUCCUUUUUGUGGACAAAAAUUCUCAAAGAAGCAGAAGCUGAAAUAUCAUGUCAGAAAACAUACUGGAGAAGGUUUGAUAAACUGUGAGAUAUGUAGUAAGUCUUUCACCAACAGCUUUGCUUUGAAGGAACAUCGUGUCAUUCACAAUCGUCAAACUCAGAUCUUAUGCAGGCGCUGUGGAAAAGGUUUUAAUAGUGAAAAGUACCUUCAGCGUCACGUUGCCAUAGUGCAUGAGCCUACCCAGAUCUUCAACUGCCCUUUGUGUCCAAAAGCAUUUUCACAGCCUGGGCGAGUGAAGGCUCACAUCAUGACCCAUGCAGGUGUAAAGCACAUGAAAUGCCUGCUUUGCGACAAAGAAUAUUCGGUGCGCAAAUCUUUACGUCGCCAUCUUUUAGAAAAACACGAUGUUGCACCCGAUCACCCACAUUAUAAACGUUGCUUUUAUGCCAUGUCACCUGAGGAGGCUGGCCUCUGCAUUCCCAACGAUAUGGUAGCCAGUACAGUCGCUGCCGGUGGUGGUGCCGUCAGCCUUCUGUUGGCUCAGGCUAGCCUAAGUGAGCCCCGAGGUAAGAGAGGUAUGAAGAAGUCUUCGUACGGCAGGAGGAAGUGUGACGACCACAUGAAAGUUGUCAGCAGAAGGGGUGGGCGGGGCGGGAGGGGUAGCCGGGGUAGGCCACCUGGUAGUCGUGGGAGCAGAGGGGGAAGAGGUGGACGGCGGAAGAGGGGUCAGGCAUAUUACGCGAGGCUGCCAGAACCUGUGGGAUCACGAGAUCCACACGAUCCUUCAGCUUCAGGUAGUAGCACUAGUCGCGUCCUUCGUAAGAAACCCCAGUUAAAGGAUUUAUUCAAAGAACUGAGUGACUCGGAAGAAGAUGAUAGUGAAGAUGACAAAUCUUGCAGUAGCUAUGAGUAUAUGCAAACAAAUUUUAAAAACGCAAUAGUUGACACUGAUUUCAGUGUAGAUAUGCAAGAAGUGGAAGAAAACAAGGAAGGAACUCCGACACUUCUUGACCUGGUAGGUGUUGAACCAGUGAAGAAGAAACGGCGUGUGGAAGCAAUUGUAGAACUGCUUCAAAAAUGUAGCUCUGGUCCUCUGGGAGAAACACUGCCAGGAUUAAAGAGGAGAGAAAUAAGGUCAAAUGAAAAUGAAAAUAAUGAUGAAAUGGAUUCUGAAAAUAUUAAUAAUGAUUUGCAAGAUGAGUCAAAAAUUCAGUCUUCUGGAAUAAAAGAAAUUAGCAGUAAGACAACAAAUGCAGAUAAAGAAGCUAUUAAAAAUACAAUAUUUGUAAAAAAUAAAUCUAAAGAAAACAAGCUGGUGAAUGAUGUAAUUGCUGAAAAUGAGUUGCUGAGUGAUGAUUUGGAAGAUGAACCGGAGGAACCUACAGAAUCUACAAGCAUUUUGGCACAAAAAUCUAAAAACAGAAAUAAUGCAAAUGAAGAAAGUCUAGUGAAAAAAUGUGUAUUUGAAGUAACAAGAAGUAGUGAGGAAGAGAGGAAAAGAAAACUGGAAAGGCGAGCAAGGGGAGAAGAUGUAGAAACAAAGAGAAAAGAAACUGUAGAUGUGAAUGAUUCCGGUGAACAUCAGGAAGAGGAUGAUAACACACCGGUGCUAGCUCGAAUUAGUGCUCUGAUUAGGCCUAGUAAUAGAACAAAAUCGGGGGAAAUUAGCUGUUUGACAUAUAGGUAUCAGAAGCCAUCAUAUAGAGAAGAGGAUGAAGUUGAUGAUGAAGAUGAUGAUGACGAUGAUGAUGACGAUGACGAUGAUGACGACGAUGACGACGACGAUGAUGAUGACGACGACGAUGAGGAUGAUGACGAUGACGAUACUUAUGGAGACAAUAGAGAAGCAGUAGGAGAGGAUGGCACUGAUAAGUCUUCAGAUGAAAGUGAUAGUGAAUCUGGUGUUUAGAAAUCUGGAUCAUGUUGGUUAGAUUAUUUCUAUAAUAUUCCGUAUAGUAACCAAGUGAUACAUUGACUAAUGCCAGAGUGAGAAGGUUAGUUAAACCUGAUUCAAGUCUAGUCAUGUGGCCACUAUCCCACUGCCAUAAAUCUGUUGUACUCCAAAGUGUUCACAAACAUCUUGCAUCAUUUUAUAACUGACUUCAAGCAAGCUUUUAUUCAGUGCUUUUUUUUUACUUCGCAUUGACAACUAUAAAGUCACUGAAUAUGAGUGCAGCAAGGGAGGUUGGUGGGUCCUGUCUAAUCUGUUAGCCUGUCGCCUAAUUUUUUUUAGCCAGUAAAGACAGUUGCAGUUGAACUUCAGUUUGCCACUCUGGGGUGGGAUUGGAAAUAAUUAUUUUUAGAACUAUGAAUUUGCAACAAGAUGGGCUGAUAUCAUUUUAUGGAAUUUAUAACUGAAGAUAUUUACUAGCAAUUAAAAAAAAAACUUCAGUAAAGUAAUCGUUAGCUAGAAAUUUUACUGUCAAUUUCUUUUCUAACUAUGGUGAGUGGUUUUGUUCUUAUUAAAUAGUUACUGUGUGUAGCUGUAUUGUUGCACUCAGUAUGCAUAUAGGUAACCUGAGUUGUAUGGGUGGUAUUUCCAUGCAGGAAAACAUUCCCAGUAAUUUUAUUGUUGAAUUAUUUUGCAGUUGUUGUAACAUAUAUACCAUAUUCAAGUUAAAAGUCUGACUUUAAAGGUACCAUUACAUUAUAACAGCUUAGGUUUAUGUUGAGAACACAAGAAUAGGUGGGAACAUAUUUUAAGGGACUAUUUCAUGAUAAAUAACCAUCUACAUUAUUGAUCAGUAUUCAUAUUUUAUCUGACUUUUAACACAUUAAAAUAUAACUUUUGAGAUGUAAUAGAUCAGAUGAAUUACAUUUUCUAAUUGUCUUUCUUACCAUUACUUGAGAAGUGUGUCUUGUCAAAUGUUGUUGUAAAUAGACUUUGCAUUAUUGGCCCAGAUUGUGCUCAGGUUAUUUUUGUUACCACUUUCAGUUUAAAAUAGCGUUAAUUAUUGUAGGGAAUGGAUAUGAAAUGUGUGUAAUUGUGACACUACAAUAUAGAAUACUUUAUUUAAAAGUGCGGCGACUAACGUAAUUUAUUGACUAUGUGUACGUCAUAAAGUUUAGUUGAAUACCAAAGUUUUUCUUGAUAUUUAAUGAAUUAGUUGCUUUUCAAUCGAAAACCUAGAUUUCCUUGCCAGGCAUGGAAAAAAUGAUGCUGUAAUUUACUGUGGAACUGCCUUAGUUGGCUAUCUGUAUAUUUGAUCCUGUUUUACUUUAAAGGCUUUCAGUUUCUAACAGAUAGAUACAUAUGUAAUUUAUAUAUAUUUACUCUUAUAGUAAAUUUUAUAUUUAUAAAUAAAAUUUACUGGUGGAGUAAAAAGUAUUCAGCUUAGCAAUUGAAUAAGACUUUUAAAAUUCAUCUUCCUUCACAAAAUUUACCAGUUAAUUGGCAAUGUACAUAUUACCAGUUAAUUGGCAAUGUACAUAUUUCAAGUUAUGAGACAUUUAAAGAGAUGACGAUAAAAUUGUUCCUGUUAGUUUAUAACUUUCAUGGAAAGUCCAACUUAGUUACAAAAUCAUCUAAGUAGUGUGUAUGAUUUUUUCUGACAGUACCUGGUAAAAGUCAAGUUGAUUCUCCAGUGCUGUUGUUUACUUUGUACCUUAACUUCAGUAAAGUACCUAAAUUUCAGUAAAGUAAUUGAGAAUCUUAAUUUACACUACUAUUGUUAGUUUAGGUGUGUGUGUGUGUGUGUAAUUUUUUAUUACACACAUUAAUACAUUACCUGAAAAUAUUACCUAAUUGGCAAGCAUCAUCCAUAUUUCCCUUAGACCUACUAUGUAAAACAAAUUUGCCUGAUUUUUAUGUAUUGAAAUAUUGUUUUGCCAGAUGGAUUACUGGAAGCCUAUUAAAGUGUUCAGUUUAAGUGUUGUGUAUUUUUAUCUGUAAAUCAUGUUUCAAAAUCCAUAACAGCUAGGAUUUUCAUAAAAAUUUCUCUGUAAUUACUAUACUGUACCUAUAAGAAUACUUUGACAAAGCAUGCAUAUGUAUACAAACACUCAUGUGUGCAUACACACUUGCUGUACUGUCCUAAUAAUAAGUUGUAUCACAUUUGUAGUAUAUAAUAUUUUUACCUCAUCUCAAAUGCAACUGGCAAGGAAUUACUUUAUUUAGCUGUGGUUAUCUCUAUUAGAAUCUGCUUUUCUGACAUUUUAGCUAACUGUUUGUGUAUGGAUUUUGUCACUUUGUCAUUUGAAAAAACUUAUAUAUCUGUUUCCACACACAAAAUUGUUUGGGGUAUUUUACUCAGUAUUGUUAUUAUUUAAUCACCACUGUGUUAAUGUAUUACUAAUGAAACCAAGGCUAUGUAAUUGACAAGCCUGUGUUUGCUUAUGUGAAGACAGAAUUAAUUGGGGCUGCAUUUGAAGCUUGGCUAGUGCUCUGUGGGCAGUGGACAACUGUAUGGCUGUGAGAGUUCACACUUCUUUAUUAAACAUUGUGCUUUACCAUAAAAAAAUUUAAAAAAAUUCCAUAAAUAGAGAGAUGGUGCAUCAUUUGAUGAAAACCUGCAUGAAAUAUAUAGCAGAUAAUAUCUGGUGCAGAAAGUAACAACAUAGGUAACAUGCCAUUGCUAAACAGUGAAACUUUCAUACAAAUCACAAUAAAAUAAAACUUACGAUCAUGCUCAGUCUCAUGCUGAGUCGAUUAUUUUCUUUUCUUGUGAUUAUUAUUAAUUAAUGGAAUUUUUUUAAAAUAAUAUUAUAAUAAUUCUUGUGCAUUUAUCAUUGGUUAACAAAUUUUGUCACUAAAUAUUUACGUUAGUUCCGAGCUGUAAAAGGUCACACAAUUGAUCAUAAUUACGAACAUUUGCAUGACUGACCACUGUUAUUAGAUGAUAUUUAGUAAAUAUCUGGUGACAAAAUUUGUGACCACCAAAAAGUGCAAGAGAUUAUUGUGAUGAAUAACAGAAAAAGCCCUUAAAUAAUAGUAAUGAUAAUAAAAUGAAAUAAUCAGCAUGGCGUUUGAGAGCAAGCCGUAAAAUGCAAUAACACGACGUGGAGAUUAUGUAGAGCCUUAAAAUAAGCCUCCCAUGUGCAUAAAGUAGGGUUUGAUUUGUAAUUAUAAUAAAAAUUACUGAUAUCUAAAUUUCUUGAUUGGUGAAAACAACUGCACAAGUCAAAAUAAAGCAUGACAAAUGCUGUCACAAAAAACAGCUCUUGAGGUCAUAUUGACUGGAAGAAGUUCAAAUCAGAUUCAUUCUUAAAUGCAUCCCACCAAAUUCUUAAAAUCCAUUAAAUAAAUUCAGAUCAGCUGAUUAAGAUACCUGUUUGAAAAAAUUAAUGGCAUUAGCAGUAGUAGUUGAUUAGCCAUCCAUCAAGAUACAAGUCAAAUCUAUUUAAGUCAGCUCUUGAUUCUACAACUCUUAAUAGUUCCCAGGAACUAUUUUUAAAGGGUCACUAUUAGAUUUUGGACCAAUUUUGACCUUUCCCUGACCAUUUUAUUCGAAAACCACAUACGUGUGAAGUUAUGUUCAACACAAUCUAGCAUGAAUAUGAGACAUGGUUUUUUUUUAAAAUAAGAAUUAAUUUUUGUCAAAUAUCUUGCAAACAAAGUUGUAGCCUGAAGGGGAUAUUAUCCUAAAUUAGUUUGUUUUAAUAUUUUGUGUUUUUACACAUGAUUUUUAAAUAAAUUCACAAUAUAUAUGAAUAUUUGAUGGUUUGUAAAAUGUUUUUUGUACUGAACAACUUCUUAUUUAAUAGUUUCUACUAAUUUUAAGGCAAAUUUUUAUGUCAAUCCUAUUAUGUACAAAAAUCAUGAAAUGUAUACAUUUCUUGAUUAAUCAUUAGCUCAUAGCUGCCAUAAAACUUUUUUUUAUUCAUAAAUCAAUAAAAAUUAGGUUUUGUCAACAUCGUAUAAACCUUAGUUUUUCAGGGUUUUUGGAAAAACCUAAUUUAUUGUAUUAUGAAUGAUAUAGGCCUACUAAAAAUAAAGAGUUUUAUGAUGAAGGCUAUAAACUAACGGUUAAUUCAAAACUGUAUACCAAAUGAUUUCAUGCUUUCUGUACAUGCUAGGACUGAUUAAAAACUUUCCUUAUAUCAGGUUUGCCUGAUAUAAAAACUUGAUGGUAAAAACUAUUAAUAAGGAAUUGUUUAGUAGAAAAAAAUCAUUUACAAACAAUUAAAUAUGGACAUAUUCUGAAUUUAUGAAAAACCACGUGUAAAAAUGCAAAAUAAUAAAAGCAAAAUAGUUUAGGAUGCCAACCCCUUAACACUGUACUCUGUGUACAUAUUAAUGAACUCACGCGAAGGUCAUUUUCAUCGGCUUGUGGAAAACUAAGGGGAUUUAUUACUAAGCAUUAGCAUAUUAUUUCAGGUCUAUUUCCCAGUCCUUGCAGCUUUAAAUAUCUGUGAGGUAGAAGAGGGGAAAGGUGUGAGACGCAAUGCGGAAAGUGAAAGAAAGGCCGUGAUAGGAAGGUGGGCUUUUGUUGGUACAGAUAUAAGAACCCUAACGACUUCAGAUUACAUUGUGCAUAUUUGACGUCAAGUUCUCUCACACGUCGUACAUGUGGCAGUCACCAUCACUGCAACUGCCACUGCCCAGGCAUGAAUGUGCCUCUCUGCGGAGACAGGUACCUUUUAUUAGGACAUGGCAGAGUGAAAGUUAAAACAGCAGUAAGCAGUCACGGACUUAGGGGUUGUACCAUUUGAUACCUGUUGUAACUCACAAAUGUUUAAAGUAAACAUGUUACACAUGGAAAAAUCUUAGAAUAUUUACCUACAAACAUUUGAAACAGAAUGACGAUGCUCCGUAAAUGCAUAAACUGACUCACUAUCACACGACAUUCAUGUGUCCACGUGCAGUUUUCUCAAUACUAAUACUGCUGGAAUAAAGUUCAGACAGACAGCUGCACCUGUUAGCUAGUUGAAUAUAAAUAUAUUGUUACGAUUUACCGUGGGUUCGUAAAGGAUAGUCCAAUUAAUGGUUUUUUACACUACACAGUUUUAUUGAUGGCCACUACUUAUGUCACUUACAAUUAAUCUUAUAAAAUGGCAAAUAAUCAAUUGCACUUAAAAAUGUUGCUUCCCCAGUCACUCGUUUUCACACACCGCACACCUCGCUGGGCCGCACUUUGGGAGCAACUCUCGCCGCAGCAUCCCUGUGGGUCUCCGCCGCCGACGCACUUGCCUUCGCCGAGGAGCCGCUCAACACCUCGCUCGGAACUUCGCUGGGGACUCCGCUGCGUCCGCGACACUAUCGCCCAAAACUGAACUCUUCACCCUGGAACCUUCGUCCAGGGACUUUGCCACUCUGCCGCACACGCAACACUAUCGCCCCGGAAACUCAGCCGGGGGAGAACUCCCGACUGAACUCUGACUUUCAACUCCACUGCUCUCUCUAGGCCGGCGUCCCGGGCACAUGUAUAUAGGCCCAGACACCUUCCAGAACUCCCGAGCGCGGCUGGGGCCAGUCGCGUUAUUCCGCGUCGUCCUGGCGGCAGAAAUCUCUCGAAACACGUGUCGGCGGCUCGCGUAACUCCGCAGCUGUAAGGUGUCGGUUACGUGUCAAAGGCAGGGCACCGCGCGGGGAGUGGAGGGAAGGAGGGGGGAAAGCGACAAUCCUUGUAAUCUUUGCAUGUUGCGGCAGCUGCCAGCCAGCUCUGCGUCUGCACGUGUCGCGGCCUUGCUCACAUUCGUAACAUUGCCCCCUCCUUAAACCUGUUUGUCCCAAACAGGUAACACUGCGCUGCUGUGAGCCAUGCAGCGAAGCCACCCUACACAGCGGGCAGGUGUACUGAAUAUGGCCCACUUCCUGACACAUGUAACAUCGCAGCCAUCCUCUGACUUCUCGGGUCCAUAGGCCAGCUUUGCGGUGACUAUGGGUCUUGCUCUUCCGCCCUUGCUUCUGUGGCGCUUCCCUUUCCAUUAGGCAACCCCGCUGAACACGUUCCCAUGCUGGGCACCUCCCUGGAGAAUGCCCUUGUCGGCACGCAGAAACAGAACACCGUAGGCGACUUCCCGUUCCUUUAACCAGUGAGUUACCACCCUCCUUAAUCCCACUGUCACAUCAAUGUCCUUCCUCCUUCGGCUUCUUCACACGAUUCGGGCAGUCACGUUGGACGUGCCCUCUUUCUCGACACGCGUAACAUCGUGGGCGACCUCUUCUCCAUCGGACCGGUAGACUCUUCUUCUGUUUGAUCGUUGUUUCACAGCGUUGUACUUCUCCCUUGGGCUUCCUACCACGAUUCGGACACUCGCGCCGGUUGUGUCCUAGUUCUUUGCAGACGAAGCACCGCUGUUUUCCCCUUGUUUUCUGAAACUGUGAUCCAUUCAACAGCUUCCUCAGUGUUCCAAGUAUAAUCUCUUCGUUAGUAUCUGAGCAGCUAUUCACAUGGUGGUAAGGUUCUAACAUGGCCUGUCUCGCUCUGAUACUCAUGCUUCUUGAGACAAAGCAGGCACCUUCGAUUUCCAGGGCGUGAACAAGAGCAUCGCGAAUGUUUUUGUGGCGGGCCAAAUGAAGAGUUUUCUGAACCUCCACAUCUCUAAGCCCGUUUAUAAAAGCACUGGUGGCUAGCAGUUGAUGGAACUGUUGGUGCUUCUGGGUAGGCGAGGUGCACGAGUCGCUCGAUGUCGGCUUCGAACUCUUGGAGGGUUUCCGAAUAUCUCUGUUGACGUGUCUUCAGGGCUGUUCUGUACACCUCGCCCAUGUGUCGGUCGCCAUACCUCAACUCAAGGGCGGCUACUAAUACCCCAUAUUCUUUCUGGUCUGGAACUGGUAUGGUCUGCAGCAGCUCUAGUGGAGAUUCUCGCAGGGCCAAGACGAGUGGCGUAGCCUUUUCUUCAUCAUCCCAGCCAUUCAUUUCAGCAGCUGCCUCGAACUGUCGCCUGUAGACAGUCCACGACGAUUGCCCAUCAAAGGUGGGUGGCUUUAAUUUUGGGUGACUGGUUGCGCCUUCCACCUUCACAUCUCCAGAAUAACUGCUCCUAUUCGUACCCGAUGCAGCUUCUUUGAUAAUCUGACGGCACUCUUCAGUUAGAGCUGCUACUUGCUGUUCAGUGGUCUGCUUGAUCUGAACUAGCUGUUGUGCCAUCAUUUCUUCAUGUUCGGCUAGCUGUUGCUAUUGUUCUGCAAGAUGCUGCUCGAAACACUGCACUUUGCCUUCCAAAUGGAUGCUAGUUUCAUCAAUCUUCUUCUUCAUUUCUUCUUGUGCAGCAACUAUUUCAUUUUGCAUCUCUUCUUGGUUUUUCUUGAUGUCUUCGAUCUCGGUCUUUAUAACAUUCUUCAUCUCUCGGCAGUUAUCAAUUUUAUUCUUCAUUUCUUCCUGGCCACUCACUCUUCAUCUCGUCCAGCCUAUUUUCCAUUUUCUCCUGGCUACUCUUCAUUUCUUCCCUGUUACUCUUCAUUUCAUUCUUUAUUUCUUCCCUGUUACUCUUCAUUUCAUUCUUUAUUUCUUCCCUGUUACUCUUCAUUUCAUUCUUUAUUUCUUCCCUGUUACUCUUCAUUUCAUUCUUUAUUUCUUCCCUGUUACUCUUCAUUUCAUUCUUUAUUUAUUCCCUAUUACUCUUCAUUUCAUUCUUUAUUUCUUCCCUGUUACUCUUCAUUUCAUUCUUUAUUUCUUCCCUGUUACUCUUCAUUUCAUUCUUCAUUUCUUCCUGGCCGUUAUCAAUUUUAUUCUUCAUUUCUUCUCUUAUUUCAGACAGGAACGACAUUAAAUUCUUUUGCUCGUCGGCAGCCAUCUUUCUUGUCCACAUUUACUACAAGCCUAACACUAAACUCUUAGGAUGACAAAGUAAUUUCCUCAACGAGCUAACCAAAACCCCUACUAAACACUAACACUAAUUUCCAAACUACUACACUAAAAACUAACUACAGUUCCUAACACUUGUUGCAAUCUCAAAAAUCUAAUUAAAUUUUAAUGCACUAUAAACUAAUGCUAAAUUCUUUAAAUUAGGGCUAUCCCACUUAUGACACCAAAAUAUUACGAUUUACCGCGGGUUGGUAAAGGAUAGUCCAAUUAAUAGAUUUUAUUACACUACACAGUUUUAUUGAUGGCCACUACUUAUGUCACUUACAAUUAAUCUUAUAAAAUGGCAAAUAAUCAAUUGCACUUAAAAAUGUUGCUUCCCCAGUCACUCGUUUUCACACACCGCACACCUCGCUGGGCCGCACUUUGGGAGCAACUCUCGCCGCAGCAUCCCUGUGGGUCUCCGCCGCCGACGCACUUGCCUUCGCCGAGGAGCCGCUCAACGCCUCGCUCGGAACUUCGCUGGGGACUCCGCUGCGUCCGCGACACUAUCGCCCGGAACCGAACUCUUCGCCCUGGAACCUUCGUCCAGGGACUUUGCCACUCUGCCGCACACGCAACACUAUCGCCCCGGAAACUCAGCCGGGGGAGAACUCCCGACUGAACUCUGACUCUCAACUCCACUGCUCUCUCUAGGCAGGCGUCCCGGGCACAUGUAUAUAGGCCCAGACACCUUCCAGGACUCCCGAGCGCGGCCGGGGCCAGUCGCGUCAUUCCGCGUCGUCCUGGCGGCAGAAAUCUCUCGAAACACGUGUCGGCGGCUCGCGUAACUCCGCAGCUGUAAGGUGUCAGUUAUUUAUGUUAUGCACAAUCAUGUAGAAAAAUCUGAUAUGUUUGAUAAAUAUGCAAGAAAGAUAUCCCUUGUAUUACAUAUAAUUUAACUGGAGCCAUUUUACGAGAAUACAAACAUAAGGAGCAAGUAAAUUAUUUAAGAUUAUCAUUUCCAUUAUUUGUUAUCCCUAGUUAACUUUUAUUUGCAUACGGGUACUCUUUUCUUGGGCAAAUAAUUAACAUUCACAGAGGUCAGUCAACAGAAUUACUUUUAAAAAAAAUUACUCUCUAUGUGCUAAGUCAGAUUGUUUGUCAAUUUUCAGCCCAUUUUUUUUUUUUUUUUUUUUUUUUUUGGGUUUUCAGAAAAUGGAGUUUAACAUAAACUUAUCCCACUUCCUGUGAAUUUUUUUAUGUAUGUAUAGGAUGCACAUUUUACAUCACUGUAGUUUUUCACAGGCCACUCCUUUGCAAAUUUUAUGACUGCCUUUCCAGAUGGUAAUUUUGUAGGUUUCUUGUGUUUCUUUGAGUAAAACCUUUCAUUUAGUGGUGAUUUGUGUAACUAAGAUGCUGAAAUUUUUUUAAAUUUUAAGCUUAUGUGUUUCAUACUUUUACACAACCACUGCUCACAGUGUUUCCAUUGAAUAUGUUUGUAAAAUUAUCUCUGGUAUAUUAAUACAUUUAUUUUGCAGUGGAAACAGGUGUGGACUUAAGAACCAGCAUUAUCAAAUUUUGUAUAUAUAAUUUGACUAUUCAUAAAAGUAGGGGUUUAUUUGUUUUAAUUUAAUAAUUUACUGCAGUGAAUAUUGUUCAGAUAGUAGUAGUUCGAUAUACGUUCAGUGAAUUUAUGAUUAGAUGUAUUUGGAGGGGUAUAGUUGAAUAAAAAAAUUAAAAUAGAAGGUAGAUGACCAUUUGCAAAACAUUAAAUAGAAAUGUUUGCUACCAAAAGUACAUUUAUACUACCUUUAUGUUUUUUGUUAUGUUUGAAACAUUUAUUUUUAAAUAAUAUUGAAAAUUAUUACAUUUUAUGUAUCAGCUACAUUAAAAAGUAAAGAGGAAAAAUGAUAAAAUAGUCAAAUAAAAGUUUCCAAUUAACAGUUAUAUACAUUGAAUUUUUAAAACACAUAGAAUAUGGUCUUAAUAUACAGUUAGUUUUGACUGUAUGCAUGAAAGAAUAUGAAUCACCAGAGUAAUGAAAAAAAUCAAAUAACUUUUCGCAUGACAAUUGGCUGAAGUUUAUAUGCAAACAGUUGGCUAUUUGGAAAAAAUAUGGAAAUGGAGAAAUAGAUCAUAUUAAAUGAAUUUUCAGGAAAAUUAGUGUUCCCGAUUAAGUGGUCUCUAGUAGCAUGGUCAUACCAUACAAUUGAUAAAUUUUUAUACCGUAUUUGUGUGUAAAUUAAGAUAUAUAUAUAUGUAUUUGUAAAAUGAAUUCAUUUUGGUUUAGGUUUGUAUGUACAAUAUAUGAAUUUUUACUGUUGUAUAUCGUUUAUGUUAUUUCACAAUUAUUUUUGUUACAAUUUGUUUUAGUGGUUAUUUUGUGUUGUGUCAUUGUUCUUGUCUGGUAUACAUUUUAAUGAUUAUUGUUUUGAUUUUUGUAGUAUAAAAUUAAUUUCUUUGAAUGAAUUAACAUUAACUUUAUUUGUUGAAUUUGUUCAUGUAGCUGAUCAAUUUUUGUAGCGAAACUUGAUUUAUGAACUUUUGAGUAGUAGUGUUGCACUGCAUUUCUAUUUUUUGAGAACAAGCUUUUGUUUUCAAGAUUUUUUGCUUCCUCUUAACAAAAUGUUCUCUUAUUGCUAUAAAGUAACAAUUCACUCACACACAUACUUGUAUUGGCAUUAUACUCAGAAGGAAAAUUAGUUAAAUGUUUUGUGCAGUUGCAUCUGAAUAUUAGAAUAAGUAAAUGGUGUACAUGGAGCUAAGGCAUGAAUGAUUUUUGUAAGUUACAUUAUGUGGUCAUUUACUAUAUUUCGUCGGGGAAUUACAUCAAAGUCCUUUGUAGUUUUUAUUAUGAACUGAAAAAAAAAUUUUUAGUAGUGACGGUACAUUUUUCAGUUUUGUGAUCCUGUUAUAUGUAAUCAUUUUGUAGUGAAGAAAAUGAAAUAAUCCUAUUAUUUUUAUUAUUAUGAAAUAUUAAGUGAUUAGAUUACAAAACAAAGUUCACUUAGUGGUAUUAUUUGAUUUUAGGGUUUAUAUAAUCAUCUGGUUGGAUAAGUACAUUAUAAGAUAUGAUAUAUUAUAUGAUAUGAUGGAAACAACAGUUUUAAUUUUUUUCUUUUUCAAGAGAAAAAAAAAUUUGGGUAGUGCUAGUUUACUUAUUUGUUUGUCUGGUUUCCUGUGUAAACAAGUUAGUAAUGAAGACACUGCCUAAAAUUCAUAAUAGAAAACCAUGAAAUUGUAGAUAACUUGAAGGUACAGAUAUACUGUGGAAAACAUGGUCUUGGUUAAAUUGCAUUUUUCCUUAAAACUUAGCAUGUUCAUAAAUUAUGGUUUUACUUUAAGCAUCAUCAUGUGAAUGCAAUAACUAGUUAACUUAAUUGUUUUAGUAUUGUGAGUUACCUAGUUCUUAUGUUCAUGUUAUGUUAUGGGUAGACAAAAAAGUUUGAGUUUCAUAAACCUAAGAUUCCUUUAAUUUUUGCACAUAUAAGUAUAAAACAAACCACAAAGUUUAAUCUCUUGGAGCAAGUGCAAACAUUCCAUCUUCUUUAUCAAGCCUGUGUUUUAAAGAGUAUUUACAGCGUUACAAACAUUUGCUCCAUACAUAGUAGUGACAAAUAAUUUUCAUUUGUGGUAUGAUUGACUUGUGUGCUCUUUUAAAUUUUACUCUUUAAACAAAAUAUACUUAAAGAAAAUUCAUUACCGUAAACUGCAUGAAAAUGUUGUUUGCAAGCAGCACAAUUUAAAUGAGUGUUUCGACUGAGUGAUUGAAAAAAAUAGCUAACAGCUGGCCCAUUAAGUUUGAUUUUAGUCAGUUGUUGAUAAUAUAUAACCAGGCUUUUCAGUUGAGAUGGCUGGUUUUUAAUUGUGUUGGUUUUCUUUGUGUUCAUUUUCUGUGAAUGAGAGUUGCCGUGUAGUCCCUUUAGCUGAAUGUGCAUUUUGCCAAAAAAGGUGCUUCUCGCUAACCUCAAACAUUUAAAUGGCAGUGUUGCUGGCAGAUUAUUUCUUUUAAGCUUCGUUUCAAUCUGGUAUUUUUAGGAACUGCAUUUCGAAGGAAAAGGUUUAUAUUUUUAUAAUUACUUGUUAUAUUUAAAAUUUUUGGUUCACAAGUAACUAAAUUAAGUAUACAUUUUUAAAUUGUACAACAAAUACACUUCUGUAGGUUCAUAAUAAAUGCUGCUCAUAAUAGACUAAUGAAUCUGAUUUAGUUUUAUGGUAAAGUAAUUUUUUUUAAAUAUGUUACAGUGCAACACUGCCUUAGUGUAAGUCAGGCAUAAGUUAGCGCUGUGUUAUGGUUGUGAAUUUGUAUCAGUAGUUUUUUCCUCCUUUUCAGUGAUUCAGUGUUUUAAAUAUAGUAUUUUUUUAUUGAUGUAAUUACGUACUUUGCAGACCUCGAGCAAAAUAUUUUUUGGCCAUUAAUGCAAAAUGGAGCUAAACUUUAUCAAUACAAAUGUUGGCUGCCAUUUCUAUUCAGUAAUGAAAUAAAGUGUUGGUUGGUUGUUUGAUUGAUUGGUUACUUCUGCCAAUGAAAUGUUCCGUACAAUUCCAUUGUAUAUGAUGUAGUGUAGAAUUGUUUUUUUUUACAAUUAUAAUUUUUGUUAAUUUUUUUUAAACACAGAUGCAACUGUUUUUAAAGCUGGUAGUUUAUUGUCAUGCUAUUAUUAUGAAAAUUUCUCACUUGCAGUUUUCAGGGUAAUAGAUGACAGGUAACAUAUGCAGAAGAUUAAAAGACUGAAUACAAAUAAGCAUUGUCAGUUGUUCGUAACCAAUAUAAAACAUACAUGUGUAAGAUUUAUCUAGCUGGAAAUAUAUAUAUAUAUAUUUUUAGUGAAUGUUAUAUCUAAUUAUGUUUGCUGCAGGUACAAAUAAUCAGUAUUUUCAAUAGGAAAAUAAUUAUUGUUAUUGGAAGAUGACUGGUGAAGGGCUCUUUAUAUUCAUUGGCUACCAUGCAUCAUUAAAACAUGCACAGAGAAGCAAAGUGGUAGUUUACACUAAUUUUCAGCAAAGAGAUGCCUAAUUGAAUCUCCAUUGUUAAGGCCUCUACAGUUGUGUGUUAAGUUGUUGUACUAUGUAUUGCAGUGGUCUGUGUGUAUGUAUAUAUUCAUCUACAUAGCUGUAGUGUUGUAACAAUACGAAUAUAAAAGGAAAUGAGUUGUGAGUAAAAGUGUACUCUGAGAAAUUUUUAUUAAUUUUUUAUAUUUUUUUUCCAAAUGUUUGCAUAUUCUUUUUUUUUCUUGUUACAAAUAGCUACUGAAAUUCAGCAAAUGCAUACUUUUUUUUUAUUAAAUUGUAUGUGUUAACAUGAGACAAGUUCACUAAGAUGCUGUUUUAAGUCAAAAGAGUUUGAUCAAUAAAUACCAGCUUUAAAACUGUACAACUCAUAAAAUGGAUUUUGUUUGUAAAUGUUCUAAUUGUGCAUACCAAUUCUGUUUAACAAGUUUUACAUGCUUUUAUGUGUAACAAUGUUUUACCUGUCAUUAUAAACCAAAUAGAAAACAUUGUGAUUUUCUACCUUGCAGAUAGAGCUUGACUGAUAUUCAAUAAUGCUACUGGGUAUAUUUUGUACACUUUGUUACCUGCACAUCAUCCAGUUCUCAUAUUCAUCUGUAACUUACAGUUGAAUAAAGGUUUACAUUACAGAUUCUAGUUUAGCACAAAACUUGGUUUGUUUAACCGCUUGUUGUUAAUUUCAUUUAAGCUAAUUUUCACCGUACCUAUGGCCUAAAUACUAUUGUUAUUUGUUAUCAUGACAGUCUUGCUUGGCCCUCCUCACUACCUACACUUCGCUGAUAUAAUAGUAUACAUUUUAGUUUAGCAAAAAUAUGUUUCAGUUGUUUUAGAUUUCAAAAGUUAAGCAUGUAAGGAAAAUGCUAUUAGGAAUUUUAUGUAGUUUGUACUGAAAAAAGUCUUAAUGAAUUACAAAUUGUAAAUGACUCAGUGCUUUAAUAUUGCAGUCGGUCAACAUAUUUCUAGCUAAAAACUAAUGAAAUUGAUUUAAUGUUAUUAAGUAAGUUUUAAUUUUUUUUAACUUUGCUAUGUUAAAUGAAAAUGAUUGUAACUAACAAAUGAAUAUUGUUCAAGGAGUGCAUCCGUAGAACAUGGGUGACACUUACAAUAGGACUGAGCUUUUGUGUUGGAACAUAUUUGUGUCUCUCUUCUCUGAACAUGAAAUGAGGUCUUAAAAUGAAGCACCAAGAAAAUGUGUGGCUAAGUAAGGUGGGUAAACAGAACAGCCAAUGGCAAUGGUCUCCUUUCCCACAAUGUGCAAAUGAAAAUGGUUCAACAAGAGGGCUGCUUGGGGUUGCUAAUACUUGAUGCUCACGCAUACCUGCUGUGUUUUACCCAGCAUUUGGAAGGAAACAUUUCAAAGGUAUGUUUUUUUGGGGAAAUUUAUAGAAAAUGAAACAUUUUGUACCUAAGUGUAAAAGUAUAAUAAAACCACAAAUUAAAUUUUCAGUAGGGACAUGAUUCCCAUGCUUAUGGUGUUAUAGUGAAUUGACCAUUGACAAAAUAAUAUACAUAUAUAAAUACUUUCGAGAUACAAGUUACAGCGAAUAAACACCAGUAAAUACUGAUGGUGACAAUUUGCUACUAACUUGCAAAAUAGCACAUUUACAUGAUAUUAUAAAUAAUGACAACAGUGUUUGUAAGCAAAACAUUCAGAUAUUUACAUCAGGGUUGAAGGGUGGUUUUCAGUCUGGGAAACAAAAUUUUAAGUAUCAAAAUUUGUAUAACGGUAAAUGCUUUUAAAAUUUUAAGAUGCUUAACAUUAAUGUUUUUUUAACCAUAUCUUUAUUUAUAAUCGAAAAUGCAAUACACAGGGAUGUGCAAGAGUAAUUUUUAAAAAUAUAUGUAUAAAAAUAUAUACAGUGUAUGGAUUACACAGUGCCACAAUGGAGAAAUCUUGUAUUAACUUAUCAAAUACUUAGUCCACAUCCCUUCUUAUUAAUGCACAUCAAAAAAUAAAACAUUGCUCAAAAACAAAUUUAUUUUUUUGUUUUUGGCUUGUAAGUAAUUUUAAAUCUCAACCUUUUGAUAUAUUAUAUGUUACGACCAAAGAUGGUCUUCUGCUUAAAUAUCUUACCACUGAAAGAAUUAGGUAAAUAGCAAGUUUUCCAAAACAAUGCCACAGUUACACGCCUGGCCCUAUUUAUUUAUUAUUUUAUUUAUGUGCAACUUUGUUUGGCGUAGCUAAUGCGUGUCUUAGUUUAGAAUCUAGAUGGAUCUUUCUUACUCCAUCCUGCUCCCAUGCACUUCUCCGUUUCGUCCCUUCUUCCAUGAUCUCUCCCGACUUAACACUCCGCUGCUUGGAUGGCUGGAGGAAGCAAAGCCAGCCCUCGGUUCUCUUGCGCUGCCUUUACAUACCAAGGGACGAGUUUAUAUUAUUCAUUACGUUUAAACAAACCUUUUUACCUAUUGAGGAUCAAAAAAUAUGUUUGCUGAAAUUAGUCGUUAAAAAGUCACCAUUCUUAACGCAUUAAUUCAUAAUGUGCUCACGUUAUUGUUGCAGUGAGGGAAGCAGAGCUAAGGUUUUAUUCCCGCAGCCCAGCUGCAUUCGGGCUUAGGGCACCAGCAGAAAACGUGGAGAUAGCAGAGCUCCGAGUGGCUGCGUAAGAAGCAGAAAACAGACAUAGAAUGCGACAUUAAGAGUAGUGAGGUGGAGAAUGCUGUCCCAAAUAUAUAUUUUUUUAAUGUCAAAAGUAGGGUAACUGACGUAUCCUUUGGUUUCAUGGAAUAUUCUCCCCUGAUUUACAUUGACAUCAUGAAGCAAAUCAAGUUAGUAGAUAAACAUGUAUAAAUAAAUACUGAUAAGUUUUGUCUCACCUGAUGAAAUUUGGUAUAUAUAUUUUUAAUUUUUUAAAGAUGUUUAUUUUUGUUGGGCGUAAGAUUUUAUACUUAACAUUAAAACAUGCUCCAUAAAAAAUAACCGAAGUAAAUGUCAUUGUUCCUGCAUCUUCAAAGUGUUUGUCUUUAGAGAAGAUAUCCAAGGAAUAAUACAUGCCAGAAUAAAGCUUUGUAUUUAUGGUUCUGAUAGGAUUUUGCAACUAUUAGAAAUGGGCUGCAUAUGUUGAUUGGCUGGAGCACUUGCUUCCCAGGAAGGUUGAGUGGAUUCGAUUCCUUAUGAGGUCAAACCUGAAUUCUUUGCAAAUGGCAUGUGUGGUGGACAUGGAGUGGUCUGGUGGAUUUUCCCAGGGUUCUCCCAUUUUCAUCAACAAUGCAUUCUGUCAAUGCUCCAUUAUCAUACCACCUCUCAUCUGUCUUUUAUAAUUCCAAGGUCAGUGAGAAAGUAAGCCAUAAUUAAUUUAUUCAGUCUUAUAUAAGAUCUAUUAACCAUAGAAGAUAAAAAAUAAAAGUAACUGUAAAAAAUUAAUUUUAUCAAAGGGAUUGUGUGUAAGUUGGUGAUUAGUAUUUAGUCUCUAUUUUAAUAACUUUGUUAGAGGCUAGAAAUGAAUAGGCAAGAGUGCAUAAUUUUAUACAUUAUUUUAUAAUUCUCAUCAGUUAAUGCCUUAAAAAUGAAGGUGCUAUUUAUUGAGAAAGAAGCUUGUAAGAAAAAGCAUGAAUUAUAACUAUUGUAGACACACAACUUGUUGUUUAUAUUUUAUUUAAUGUUUUUAUGGACUAUUUAGGCACGGUUAUUUUAAUUUUAUUAUAUAAAGACUAUGUAUUUCAUCAGAAGAUUAUGUUGAUUAUGGAUUAGAUUUUGUUGUGAUAUAUAAAAUGGAUUUGGAAUGUUUAAGCACAGUGUUUUUAAUAAUAUUAAUAUGUUAUUCUCAAUCUUACGUUAUUUUUCAUUGUGCUAGAUAGCAGUGAUAGUCUUAUGUUCACAUAAUGUACAUUUUACGAUUACGCCUAAUUUGAACGUGAAUAUGCCUUUUUUAGGGGGAAGUCCUGUGUAUCUUGUUUCCUUCCUCCCUUCUAUCAAAAUUCACACAUGUGAAUUUUAUCACAUGUUGGAUUGGGCUGUCUAUGCAUGGCAUGGCUGCUUGUUUUGCAUUGCUAUGCAAUUAAUUUUUAACACUUCCGUUGAACACAUUUUGUUUUUUUAAUUGUUUUGUCUAAAUCAGUUUUGUAGUAUGGAAUUUUAAUUUUAAAUGAUUCUGUAUUUUUAAUAUUUUAAUUUAUUACUUAAAAAAUUUUUAAUAGCCAUUUUAUUCUCUAGAAGUGAAGUAUAGCUAAUGGGAAACGGCCAAGAGCAGUGCAUGCUAAAAUUUUGUGUCAUAACCACAUUUAUAUGAAUGACUCCGAACAAACCAAGUUUUGGGUAUAAACCAUACAUACAGGAUAUAUUUUCGUUGACAGUUGAAACGUAAUAGCAAUUUCAAAUGGUUCUACCUCAAUCCAUACAAUAUACCAAUAGUUUUUACAUAAUGUGUUUUAUUAAUGUUGUUAUAUGCUUAAUUAAAUCAAUUGUAAUGUAAUGAAUUACAUAAUUGCUACCACGAAAUGGUGAGCUUAAUUUUAUACACAACAGGUAACAGACGUAACUACUAAAUGUGUAUAAGUACAAAGUAUUUAGCAAAUAAAAAUGUAGUUAAAAUAACGACUUUCUAAACAAAUAACUGCAUUUUGUAUGUUAUGUGUAUGUUUAAAUGUUUGACUAUGUAAGUAUCUUUCUUAACUUUAUACAUAUACUACUGUAUACACUGCAUGCAUACAGAUAUAUUUCGCUAAAUGGAGGCAACAUGAAAUAAAGACAAUUCGAAGUGCCAGUAUGUAAAGAAAUUAAAAUUUGUCGUUGGUGUACCAUUUUUUAAGUGUAUGGUUUGGAUUUGUUUAUGAAAUUAACUACUCAAAAAUAUCUUUUUAAAUAAAACAUAAAUGUAGAAAAUAAACAUUUUGGUGAA